AUGUACGCGGUACAAUAUGCAGCACCUGCAAGACACACCCUGAGAAUCCUCCUUGACAACGCGUACAGAACAGGGAAUGCAGCAGAUUUUGACGCCCAGAAAAUCACUAACACCGUUACCUUUCUAGAAGGCGCAGCCAGAGAAAAAGGACUAGAGCAUAGGGUUUUGAAGAGUCUACUACAUACUUGGUUCUGGAGCGUGAAUAGUGGAAAGUACAGGAAAAGUCUGUCGUUGAAGACAGCCAAUACGAGGACUGAACAAAGCCAGGCUGCCAUACAGCACUUCGAAAUCACGCUGAAGAUGCUCAAUGAGAGCAUGGGAAUGUGUCUUCCUACGACUUUUACUACCAAACGCGAGUCACCAGGCAUAGACUGA
Molecule: messenger RNA, 375 nt
Organism: Letharia columbiana
Lineage: Eukaryota; Fungi; Ascomycota; Lecanoromycetes; Lecanorales; Parmeliaceae
Exons: 2
Coding region: 1-375 (124 amino acids)
Source: RefSeq, a predicted model, not a curated record